AGUGUGACACAAUCAACUGUGGAGAAGAGGAUCCCAUCCGGAAAGUAAAACACCGUUAAACUUAAAAGGUGAAGGACUGAAGGGAUAAAAAGAAAGAGAAGAAGCUCGGCUACAAAUAAAUAUAUCGAUACCUGUGUAGUUUAGCACCUCUCUUUGCUUCUCCCCCAUUCCUAACCGAAUUUCUCUCUUACAAUGGCGGCAACCCACAGCAUAAAAAUCUCGAAUCCAAACCCCUUACUAUGCUUGCUGUGUACCUCGUCGCCACCUCCAUUUUCUGCAAAACUCCCAAACAAUAACGUUUCUUAUUUUUUCGGCGCCAGUCUUUCUAGAAUUAGUGGUUACCAAAACUCGGCCCCGACGCUGUCAAAAAGGCUCGUUCUCACCUCAGUUGCUGGACUCUGGGACGCCUUAACCGGCGGCGACUCUGCUCGUGAAGCCGUCGCCGCUGUUCGGCGAGGAAUGCUUCUAUUUAGACAGGGUGAUGUUCAAGGUUCCUUAGCUGAGUUUGACAAGACUAUUGAUCUCGAUCCUCGUCAGAAAGUAUAUCUUUGGCAGAGAGGGUUGUCGCUAUACUAUCUCGAUAGAUUUGAAGAAGGUGCAGAGCAAUUUCGACUAGAUGUUGCACAAAACCCAAAUGACACCGAAGAGUCAAUAUGGUGCUUUCUUUGUGAGGCUCGAUUGUAUGGUGUUGAUGAAGCUAGAAGACGAUUUUUGGAGGUUGGUGUAGAUCCACGACCUGUCAUGAGAGAAGCCUACCGCAUGUUUAAAGAUGGCGGGGACCCAGAAAAGCUUGUUGCAGCAUUUUCAAGUGGUCGGGAGAGUGAAUAUUUCUAUGCUUCUUUAUAUGCUGGCCUUUAUUACGAAUCUGAGAAUAAAAGUGAUGAAGCUAAACACCACAUAAUUGCUGCAUGUAAAUCUCCCUACGGUUCAAGGUCCGAUGACUAUAUGGCAUCGCUCGCCAAGGUUCAUUGCUCUUGCCGAAAUUGGCCACUCAGUGCACUCACUUGAAAGGUCAGCUUUCAUCUGCUAAGAUGGGUAUAUUGUUUAUUUCUUUUAUCAUUAUUUCAACAAAUAACUAGAUUUCAUACUAAAAAAAAAAGAACAGAAGAAACCCUAUAUAUCCUAGAUAUGUCUGUUCGACUCUGUAUCUAUCAUUCUCCCAUUUCUAAAACCUGAAAAAUAGCAGCACAACAUAUCACCACUUAAAUUAUUCCCUUUCGCUGUAAUAAGAUUAAGUUGUAUGUUCUCAGGGGGAAAAAAAAAGCAGAUUAGUCUGUGAAUUGGAUUACAUUAAGAAUAAACCAUAUCCUUCCUUUGUCCUUUUUUUUUUUUUUUUUUUUUUUUUGCUGUAAACAUUGAGUUCUUGAACAUGUUUGUAAAAACCAAGUUCAUGUGCUUUUAUUUAUGUCAAAUUUAAGUCAUUACUA
Messenger RNA from Salvia miltiorrhiza (redroot sage), 1427 nucleotides. RefSeq lists its product as uncharacterized. Gene Ontology annotation, cellular component: chloroplast. The transcript is spliced from 8 exons. The record is from RefSeq and is a predicted model, not a curated record. NCBI's taxonomy places the organism in Eukaryota, Viridiplantae, Streptophyta, Magnoliopsida, Lamiales, Lamiaceae. The coding region runs from base 193 to 1008 and encodes 271 amino acids. Gene Ontology annotation, molecular function: protein binding.